Molecule: messenger RNA, 977 nt
Organism: Etheostoma spectabile (orangethroat darter)
Lineage: Eukaryota; Metazoa; Chordata; Actinopteri; Perciformes; Percidae
Product: sialoadhesin
Exons: 6
Coding region: 1-972 (323 amino acids)
Biological process (GO): cell surface receptor signaling pathway; immune response
Cellular component (GO): external side of plasma membrane
Molecular function (GO): transmembrane signaling receptor activity
Source: RefSeq, a predicted model, not a curated record
AUGGAGGUCCCAGCUCUGGGCUUCAGACCGCUGAUGCUUGUCUUUUUCCUGCUUGGUGCACAUGUUCAGGACACUGACGGAGCAUUUGGUAUCGUUCCAAACAGACUCCAGGUCUUUGAAUACGAGUCCGUCUCUUUCCACUGUGAGGGUCUCGAUGGCUCCGCUCAGCUGAGAGGGAUCAGGAGCUCUGAGGAGUUCAUAUCAGCGUGUGAUGAGAGGGCGCCGGUACUAUCUUGCACUAUCCAAAGAGCCUAUCGAGCAGACAGCGGAGAAUACUGGUGUGUGACUGAGGGAGGAGAGAGAAGCUCAAGCGUCAACAUCUCUGUCACUGCUGGAUCAGUGGUCCUGGAGAGUCCUACUCGUCCUGCGAUGGAGGGAGAGUCUGUGACUCUGAGCUGCAGAAACAAGACGGCUUCUUCCAACCUCACCGCUAAUUUCUAUAAAGAUGGCCGCCUCAUCAGGAGCAGCUCAACGGGAAUCAUGACCCUCACCAGUGUGUCCAAGUCUGAUGAAGGACUCUACAUGUGCAGCAUCUCUGGAGCUGGAAAAUCCCCACAGAGCUGGCUGGCUGUCAGAGCUGGUUCAGUGAUCCUGGAGAGUCCGGUCCUUCCUGUGAAAGAAGGAAACAUCGUGACUCUGAGCUGCAGAAACAAGACGACGUCUUCCAACCUUACUGCUGAUUUCUAUAAAGAUGGCCGCCUCAUCAGCAGCAGCUCUACAGGAAUCAUGACCAUCCACAGUGUGUCCAAGUCUGAUGAAGGACUCUACAUGUGUAGCAUCUCUGGAGCUGGAGAAUCCCCACAGAGCUGGCUGGCUGUCAGGGCACCUCACAGAGAGACGUGUCCCUCCUCAGAUGACUUCAUUUACGUCCUCCUCGUCCUAAGGACUGUGUUCACCAUAGUGAUGGUGGCUCUGCUGCUGCUGCUGGUGGGACUGCUGCAUUCUGGGAAGCUCAGAGUCAAACACAAGUAACUGAU